AUGGGCCAUUCAGUAGAAGUUGAUCACGUGAAGAAGGAUAAAUUCCCCACUCUCUGCGAGAUGUCGAAAGAUCAAACUAACUUGGAGCAGUUUGGCCUUCCGGAAGUCUUCCACCAAAAUUUAGGACCUCGCUCGUUUAGUAGGGUAACAUGCUGCAAUACUUCCUAUUGCAAUUUCCAAGAAUAUUCAUUGAACGGAAGAUCAAGAUCAGAGUGGAUGAAAGAGCUUGAUCAAUUCGCUGAACAAGCUUUCAAUAUUACUGUAACUUCUAGCAGUCAAUCAUUUUUAUAUCCAAUAUCAGUUUUUCUUGCUCUCGUGCUGUUUGCCGGCUAUAUUUUAAAAGUUGAUAACUGCUAUGGUGUGUUGACAAGAUACCGAUUUCUGAUUUAUGUUGAGAGCUGCUGGGAGAAGAUCAACUCUGUAAGAGAGAUAUCGGUACAAAAUUCUGCCAUAAUCGCCGGUGUGGGAAUAACAGAGAUAAAUUCAACGAACUCAACUCAUCUUCAAUCGUUCGCAACGCUCCAUCAAACAGAUUACUCUCCCAACGAAAUUCUUCGAUUCUCGGAAGACUCCAUCGACCAUCUUGUUUAUGCUGGAAUUGGGGAUUCUUUAGCAUUUGAGGAAAAUGACGUCCCGCUUUUUAUGCAAGACUUGCAGGGAUCAGAUAUAGUUUUCAUUGGAUUCUCAAAAUUGGGAUCUUUAAAUUUUCUACCACGAAUCCCGACUCAACUAAGCGACUACGACAUCGACGAGGAGCACCAACUCAGCACCGAGAUUGGCCUCUACGCAACAAAUUUCGACAAUGAAGAUCCUUGCAGAAUGCCGACUUACACGAAUCUGGACGGCGAAAACUCUGUUUCCAUCGAAUUCAUCGCCCUUGAAAACGCGAAAUUCCACUGCGUUUGGAACGUGAUUUCUGAAACACAAACAACUGUUGAAGUAACGAUGAAGCAUCUCAACAUUCCAGCAUCAGAAGAUUGCAGCGACGCGAAGAUCACAAUUUAUGAUGGAAUCGAUGGUUUUUAUCCACUUUUAGAAGUUUGCAGCGGAGCUUCAACAAGUUUUCUCCUGACUGGCGAUGCCUUCAGAGUUGAGUUUUUGACAAAAAAGCUCGACAUGCUCCCCUCAUUCACGAUCGAAAUCAAGAGAGAUAAACAAACAAAAGAACUGUCAAAUUGUGGAAGCAAGAAAACAAUAACAGAAGCGUCCUUUAUAAAUUCCAUUAACUUCCCAAAAGUGUACUUUCCAAAUACCCGAUGUACAUGGAACUUUCUCUUUCCACUCGACGAGCUGGUUUUUUCGCGAAGAUGGAUCGUCAUUCAUUUCUUACAAAUGGACCUUGAAGAACGGACACGAGAUAAAAUUUGUAAAGAUAGUCUUCACUUCUACUCAUAUUCUGAGCGAAAAGAAAAUCUACUCGCCAUCUUUUGCGGACAGGAGCUAAGCGGAAAGACAGUAUUCUUCGAGUUUGAUGAAGUUGUAAUGAAGUUCUCCGCCGAUUCAAUCAACGAAAGUCCUGGUUUCGCUGCUUUCGCUGGUUUUCAAAAGAAAGUUUAUCCUCGAAGAGAUGACAUCGUUUUCAGUCGGCAAAUUUUCGAAGAUAAAAAGAAUCAAUACAGGGAGUUCUUUCUCAAGGCCUUGCUUGGUCCGAUCUUUCAUUCAUCUCGUGGUAUCUCGAACCCGUUGACAACGUCGACACUUAUAGAAUGUCAAGUGAGGAAUAGCUUCAACGAACAACAUGGAAUUCCUAUAGAAAAUUCAUGCUACGAGACCAGCGAGCUGGCAGAGAAAUUCGAGAAAGAAAACUACGGCAAUAAAACAUGCGGAAUCAGCUAUGGAAAUCCGCAGCAAAAAUUUAAUUUUGCAAAGAUUAUCGGCGGAGACGAGGCGAACCCUGGUGCUUGGCCUUGGAUGGCUUCUCUUAGGAGAUCGUACCACUCGCCUCACUACUGUGGUGGCGUCAUCCUGUCCGAAAAGAUCGUCGCCACCGCCGCCCACUGUAUCAACAUCGGUAUCCCACACUACGUCGUCGUCGGCGAUCACAACUCUCGCUCCCCUAAUGACGAGUACGAGAGAAGAAUUCCAGUUGAAUCUUUUCGCUCUCAUCCGAAGUUCAGUAUUCUAAGCUUUCAAAAUGACGUUGCUAUCAUCCGACUAACAGAAGAGAUUUCUUUCAACACUAGAAUUCAAGCGAUCUGUCUUCCACCACCUGGUGCGCUUCCUCAAAUCUCAUUUGAAACCUCUAAAUCGACAAGUGUAACAGGAGGUUGCUACAUAUCUGGCUGGGGAAAGACAAACGGGAAAGAAAAAGAAGGUUCUGAAAUGCUCCAAGAGGUGAAGAUCGAUAUUCAUGACGAUUCAUUUUGUAUGAAGAAAUAUGGUAAUCGUUACGAUCCAAAGACAAUGCUCUGUGCUGGGGAUGGGACGAAAGAUGCUUGCAAGGGAGAUUCUGGUGGGCCGAUCGUCUGCAGACUCAGUGACUCACAUCCAUGGAUUCUCUACGGCAUCGUUAGCUGGGGAGAAGGCUGCGGCGAAGGAUACCCUGGCGUCUAUGCAAGGGUUUCUUCAGUCAUAAAUUGGCUCGGAAAUUUCGGAGAAGUAACAAAGUCAACAAAUGUGGCCAAAAUUGCUCCCAAUGUACAGUCAGUCCGCGAUGAGAAUGAUGAGUGCUUCGUUGAGGUCAAAGAAUCACAACAGUUCGGCGUCAUCAAAAACUCGGAAUAUCCAAGUUCUUCUGCUGUCAACUGCACCUGGAUAUUCGAAUUCAAGAAAGAAAAGAAAGUGAAGUUCUUGUGGGACACAAUUGAGCUCUCAGCAGGAAGUCGUCUUGCGAUAAAUAUUCUUCCGGAUGGAGAUGAAGAAGCGCAGUUGUUCAAUGAAACAAACCAAGGUGGUGCCUUUGAAAUUGGGGGAAAUUUAGGAAUGCUCAUCGAAACAUUCGGUUUCGCAAAGAUCUUCAUAAGAUACACGAUUGAGAAGAUUCUUCCUGAUUCUGUUUGCAAUGAUGAAAAGAUUCUCACAGAUUCGUCUGGGAUAAUAAUAUCUCCUGGAUUUCCGCUGAAACAUUAUGAGAACGGAUUGAAUUGUAAUUGGCGAAUUUGGGCUCCUCUGUCCCACGAAAUCGAGGUCAAUUUCAAUGUAACUGCUCUCGCUGAUGCAGAAAAUUGUGCGGACAAAAUUCAGCUUUACAAAGGUUUCAGGCCGCAAGGACAAAACAAAAUUGGAGCAAAUGUCUGUGGAUUCGCUCAACCGUUUUCUCGUGGAAUAAGUUCAAACUUGGCUCUUGUAAAGUUUACUUCAGAUUGGUCUUCAUCAAGUACAGGCUUCAUGAUCACCUAUAAAAUCAAACCACAAGAAGACAGCGAGCAUUCUCUUCAAAAGCAGAUCUCGACUCAAGUGUUCCUACGUAAUCUAGAAUGCCACCCUUGCAACUCAACAACUCACCCGAUUCCAUCACUGAACUUGCACUCAUCAAAGCCUUGGAUCCUACAUUCGCAUACUCUCGACAACCCUGAAAACUGCCUUGGUGCUCUGGUAUCCCCAAACUUUGGCCUCUUCCGAGAUUGCAAAAGUCUUACAGUGGGACAAACAACUGUACAUAUUGGUUUUGAAUUCCUAGAUUCUUCACUUCCAGGGCAGUUUGAGAUCAUUGCAUUUUGGGACCUUCGCGAUCGGCUUGGCAACUUUAGUCGCUAUAAGCUCGUCGAGUUAUCUAAAAAAGGAGGCUUCCAGUUCAAUCCUUGCCCAAUUUGUGUUGGAGCUCCGUUGAAUCCAGCGGGAGGGUCCCUUAUUUUCACGAACUACGAAAACGGUGAAAUUCAGGAACGUAACCAAACGAAUAGUGAGCCAUCUGUAAUAACAACAGACAGUGGAAACCUCAUUGGCAUCAGAGAAAUCAACGAAGACUUUCACGGAAUUGACUUCUUAGAGAACCUUUCUGUUACUUUUUGA
This is a messenger RNA of Oikopleura dioica, 3951 nucleotides long. Lineage: Eukaryota; Metazoa; Chordata; Appendicularia; Copelata; Oikopleuridae. The record is from the annotation of a GenBank genome assembly.